AGCCCAUCCCAACCCUGCAAUACACGCCAAUUCCUUUUCCCACGUGGCAGAAGAGCCGUCUGCGUCCAUGUAACCGGCGGCCCCUUGCGUCGUACCCUGCUCUACGCCGACUAUAAUGUAAGUACGCGAACUGUCGGCCGACGUAUAUAAACAAAUCGGCAAUCCGGCGGAACGCACGAUCUCUUGCUGCCGAGGGGUAACGAAGAACAAUAUAUCAUCGCCAUGGGGGACGAGGAGUUGGGUUCCAGCUCUCGAGCAAUCGACUCCUCCAACGUUGGCUUUCAGCUACUCAAGAAAUGCGGGUGGAAGGAGGGUACCGGUCUUGGUGCUUCCGAGCAGGGAAGGUUGGAACCUUUACAAACUCAUGUGAAGAAAAAUAAGCGUGGCCUUGGUGCGGAGAAAAUAAAGGAAAAAAAGAAGCUUCCAAAGGAUCCUACUUCUCAGGAAAACUUGCAAGCAAAGAAAAAACAGAAGUCAGGUUCUAAAAGGAUGAGGAAGAUGCAGCAAGAAGAGGAGAGAAUGAAAGAGAAGGAAUUUGAACGAGCCUUCUUCAGAGAGUUCUGGCCUGAUAAUGUCUGAAUUCUGAAGUACACAUUCUUUAUAUGCCACUCUCUUUCUGAGCUGAACCUAUGAGAACUGUGUACCGGAUGGUAGAAUUGGAACAGUCAAGCCAGCUUGCAUUGAAUCUCUGCCAAGUUGCCACUUGAAUGAAUCUGGCUGCAGGUCCCUUUUUGCACUUCUGCAGAGGCAACUAUACACAUUUUUGGCCAUUCAUCACUUCCAGCAGCUUUAGCUUGCUGCCUGACAUGUAACUGACUCUGCCCCCUCUGUCAUGUCUGAAUUGUAUGUUUCACCAUGUAAUAUGUUCCUUAUUGAGAAAAGUUAUGUUUGUUACAUUUUUGUUCAAAUUUUCAGAAAGAAUAUAAAAUGUACCUGAAUUCCUACAAAA
Molecule: messenger RNA, 949 nt
Organism: Elaeis guineensis (African oil palm)
Lineage: Eukaryota; Viridiplantae; Streptophyta; Magnoliopsida; Arecales; Arecaceae
Source: RefSeq, a predicted model, not a curated record